AGACCAUGUUGAUAUUUAAACUUAAACCUACUGCAGACAUUUUUCUAGAAUUGAAUCUUUUAAUCUGAACUCUUUUUUUCUUUCUUUUUUCUUUUUUUCAUUUUGGGGAAUUUUAGCUCCUUUUUACCUGGGAAGCUUCUCUGACCUCCGUUAAAAUUGACAGACCUAAGUGUGUGAGAAUUCUAGCAGUGUGUGUGUGUGUGUGUGUGUGUGUAAGAUUAAUACCGGUGUGCUUUUGUAGUAGUGGCAGCUAUGAGGACACCAUGGUUGGUAGUACUUGUGUUUUUGAGCUUGGCAGCCUUUGCCUGGGCCAAGAAGGGCCUGGAGUUCCCCCGCUAUGAUGGCAAGGACAGAGUGUUAGACAUAGACGAGAAGAACUACCGCAAAGCAUUGAAGAAAUAUGACAUGCUCUGCCUGCUCUACCAUGAACCAGUGCCGACCAACAAGGAGCUGCAGAAACAGUUCCAAAUGACUGAGCUUGUGCUGGAGGUGGCUGCUCAGGUCUUGCAGGAAAAAGACAUUGGAUUCGGAAUGGUUGAUUCUGAGAAGGAUGCCAAGGUCGCCAAGAAACUAGGUCUACAUGAAGAAGGCAGCGUGUAUGUUUUCAAGGCAGAGCGUGUAAUUGAGUAUGAUGGACUACUCUCUGCAGACAUCCUUGUGGAGUUCCUGCUGGAUCUGUUGGAUGAUCCGGUUGAGAUCAUUGACAAUGCUUUGGAGCUGCAGGCUUUUGACCGCAUGGAAGAGGAUAUCAGAGUAAUCGGCUACUUCAAGAGUCUGGAGGCAGAGUAUUUUCUGGCUUUCCAGGAAGCUGCUGAACAGUUCCACCCUUUUAUAAAGUUUUUUGCCACCUUUGAUAAAUCUGUAGCGAAAGAGCUGACUCUUAAGAUGAAUGAAGUAGACUUCUAUGAGCCCUUCAUGGAAGAACCAGUCACCAUUCCAGACAAACCCCAUACUGAAGAGGAACUUGUGGCUUUUAUCACUGAGCACAGGAGACCAACACUAAGAAAACUGAGACCUGAAGACAUGUUUGAGACUUGGGAAGACGACCUGGAUGGUUUUCAUAUUGUAGCCUUUGCAGAAGAGGAGGACCCAGAUGGUUAUGAGUUCUUGGAGAUUUUGAAAGAAGUUGCACGGGACAAUACACAUAAUCCUAACUUGAGUAUGGUCUGGAUUGAUCCUGAUGACUUCCCUCUGCUUCUUCCAUACUGGGAGAAGACAUUUAAAGUCGACCUCUUCAAGCCUCAGAUCGGAAUAGUUAAUGUGACAGAUGCUGACAGUGUGUGGAUGCAGAUAGAUAGUGAUGAUGACUUGCCUUCUGCUGAGGAACUAGAGGACUGGAUAGAGGAUGUACUUUCCGGAAAGGUCAACACAGAAGAUGAUGAUGAUGAUGAUGACGAUGACGACGAUGAUGAUGACGAUGAUGACGAUGAUGAUGACGAUGAUGAUGAUGAUGAUGAUGAUGAUGAUUAACCUCUAAACUUGAAUUCUCUGGAACCAAAACUUAAGCAGUUUUUACUCGCUCAGGGACAUCUAGAUCCUGAGCACCUUAAUAUCAUAUUCAUUUUGCACAUUUUUGUGCACAAGCUCUAUAAAUGUCAAACUUUUAUGCUCGUAAAUGAACAGAACUCAGUGUAACCUAAUGGCAGCAUUGAUUUAUUUGACAUAUAAAUAACUUAACCUGUUUAGACUGAAUAAAAAAAUAUUUCAAAUUA
This is a messenger RNA of Clarias gariepinus (North African catfish), 1712 nucleotides long. RefSeq names its product calsequestrin 2 (gene casq2). Gene Ontology annotation, molecular function: calcium ion binding. The transcript is spliced from 11 exons. The record is from RefSeq and is a predicted model, not a curated record. NCBI's taxonomy places the organism in Eukaryota, Metazoa, Chordata, Actinopteri, Siluriformes, Clariidae. Gene Ontology annotation, biological process: regulation of cardiac muscle contraction by regulation of the release of sequestered calcium ion. Gene Ontology annotation, cellular component: sarcoplasmic reticulum lumen. The coding region runs from base 253 to 1470 and encodes 405 amino acids.